GAGGAAAUCCUAGUUCUAGGAGUACUUGUAUUGUCUGACGAAACUGAAUCUAUCCACUGCAGAUGCGGUCGUGGCUUGGCGGCGCCCAGACGAACACUCAGGAAUGGACCGCCGCCGCAGCACGCGACUCCGUUCCCAAAUCCAGCCGGCCGGACUUGACCGCCGCCGCAGCCCUCGCCUCCACCCCCGAACCCAGGCGAGCGAUGAGGGACCAGGAGCGACCCGCCGCAGCAGCCCGCGCCUCCGUCCCCAAAUCCGCGCCAGCGACGAGGGCGCCUCCUCCAUGACCAGCCGCCGCGCCUCCCUGCCGGUCGACGACGACAUGCUGCAGGAGAUCUUCCUCCGCCUCCCGCCUACGCCGUCCUCGCUCGCCCGCGCCUCCGCCGUCUGCAGGCGCUGGCGGGGCCUCCUCGCCGACCCCAAGUUCCACCGCCAGCUCUGCGCGCGCCACCGGAACCCGCCGCUGCUCGGCUCCUUCGUGCCCAACGACGACAACGGCCAGCGCAUCGUCUUCGCGCCCAUGCUCGACCCGCCCGACCGCAUCCCACCUCCGCGGUUCGACCUCGGACGCUGCGGCCACAACACGGACGUGCUCGGCUGCCGCCACGGCCGCGUCCUCGCCAAAACCCGCGUGUGGGACGCGGACGGUGGCCUUCCCAGCCGCGUCAUCGUCUGCGACCCCAUCACAGGCGACCAGCGCACGGUGGCCUUCCCACCCGACCUCGGCAGGGUCUCCGUCAACGGGGCGGUGCUCUGCGCCGCCGCCGAGUCCGACCCUGGCCACGUGCACGGCAGCUGCUACUCCAGCCCCUUCAAGCUGGUCCUGGUCACCAUGUACAGGAGACACCCAAACCGACUCCUCGCCUGCGUCUACUCCUCCAACACCGGCCUAUGGGGCGAUCUCAUCUCAUCGGAGUCUCCAUCCGACAUCCAUGGUAAACCCGCCGUCCUCAUUGGCAAUCGUCUCUACUGGCUGUCCGUGAUCAACGGCAGCAUACUCGAGUUCGAUCUGGACGAGAACAGAAUAGCUGUGAUGAUGGGGCCUCCUGUCACCCAUACCGAACGCUGCAUAAACCAGCAGAUCAUCAAGGCUGAGGAUGGCGCCGUUGGCUACGCCAUGCUGGUUUAUCCUUCUCUCCUAAUGUGGAAGAGGGACGUCGAUGCUCAUGGCGUUACCACGUGGGUGCCGUGGAAGAUCAUUGGAAUGGAUACCGUUCCUGAACUCCCUCCUCGGACCAAAAGAAGGGACAGAAUUAAGGUUAUGAUGAGGAUACUGAUGUAGUCCUUUUACAUGUGAAUGGCACCGUGUACAUGCUUGACCUUAAGUCGAUGCAAUCUACUGAGCUUUCUGGACCCUUGAAUCAUAUCGGCACCUAUCAUCCUCUCAGGUGUUUCUAUACGCCAGUCAUUCGCGAAGGUCAUGAAGUGUACGAUCCAUGGGAUGAAUGUCUGGUUUGAUGUGCUAAUGUGCUGAAAUGGUUCUUAAGCCAUUCGCGAAGGUCAUGAAGUGUACUAUCCAUAGGAUGACUGUCUGGUUUGAUGUGCUAAUGUGCUGAAAUGGUUCUUAAGGUGAAGGGAUGACCGCUGCAGUUAUCGCUGAAUUUGUGGCAUCGCAUCAAUGUGCUCGGCGGUGUUUACAUGUUAUCUGAAGAAAAAACUCGUCGUACUUUAGCUUAAUUUCUAGUGUCGCAAGUCUGCUUUAAAAUACAUAAUCUGGGGGAUUUCUGCUUCUCCAAGUAUUAUUUCUAGUGACGUGCCUCGAUUUUGUUCCGGUGAUUUCAACUUGUGCCAUAUGCUAUUUUGCAUCAAAUAAUUCUUCGAUUUUUGAAUGACCCGAUUCUCGUGUCUUGCUACCAAAACUUCCAUACACAAAUCUGUAUCCUUUAUCUUCAUAUAUGUCAUUGUGAAUUUUCAGAACCUGUAUAUAAACAGAGUAAUGUGAAUAUGCGAUGGGCCAGGUGUUUUCAUCAUUUUUUAGCAACAAUGUCAUGGACCAAGAGUGCAAUAAGAGCAUCUCCAACAGAGGCUCUAAAAUUUGGCGCUGUAAAAGUCAUUUGCAGCGUGCUCAAUCCGCGCGCGGCGCCGACGCGAGCUUCAGCAGAGACUCUAUUUUACAGCGCAACAAGGAAGGCAAAAACAACCCUUCACCAGAGGCUGUAAAAUAGAGCUCCAUAAACAAGUUUAAAGCGAUAUCUCAGUACCCUGUUUUUUUUACUACAUACAGCAGUCACAUCAUCGAUAGAUUUAUUCUGUUGUCAUCGUAUUCCUAUGAGCUACAGCCAGUCAUACCUGUUAUAGAGCUCUCUGUAUAUAUGUUUCUGAGUUGAUAAUGAGUUUGUUU
This is a messenger RNA of Lolium perenne, 2341 nucleotides long. RefSeq lists its product as uncharacterized. The record is from RefSeq and is a predicted model, not a curated record. NCBI's taxonomy places the organism in Eukaryota, Viridiplantae, Streptophyta, Magnoliopsida, Poales, Poaceae. Gene Ontology annotation, molecular function: protein binding.